This is a messenger RNA of Arachis duranensis, 1635 nucleotides long. RefSeq lists its product as uncharacterized. Bases 1 to 1635 code for a protein of 544 amino acids. The transcript is spliced from 3 exons. NCBI's taxonomy places the organism in Eukaryota, Viridiplantae, Streptophyta, Magnoliopsida, Fabales, Fabaceae. The record is from RefSeq and is a predicted model, not a curated record.
AUGGAAGCUGAGGUGCGUGAAGAGGGAGUGAGCAACAAUACCCAGCCUGCAAGAAGGGUGUUGGCCUCUUACACUAUCCCCAAUGCAAGAAACUGCGGGAGUAGCAUACUCACUCCCAACGUUCAUGCAAAUAAUUUUGAGUUGAAGCCUCAACUUAUCACUCUGGUGCAGAACAAUUGCUCCUAUGGAGAAAGUCCACUUGAAGAUCCAAACCAACACUUAUCCAUCUUCCUCAGGAUUUGUGAAACUAUCAAAACAAGUGGUGUGCAUCCAGACAUCUACAAGCUGCUGCUGUUUCCAUUCUCUCUAAAGGAUAAGGCCACUCAAUGGCUAGAGACAUUCCCCAAAGAAAGCAUUAAUAAUUGGGAAGACUUAGUGAGCAAAUUCCUAGCCAAGUUCUAUCCUCCCCAAAGGAUUAUCAAGCUGAAAACAGAGGUGCAAACAUUCAUUCAAAUGGAUGGAGAGUCGCUGUAUGAUGCUUGGGAAAGAUACAAGGCCUUAAUCAGGAAAUGUCCCCCAGAAAUGUUUAGUGAGUGGGAUAGACUCCAAAACUUCUAUGAAGGAUUGACCCAGAAAGCUCAAGAAGCAUUAGAUCAUUCCGUUGGAGGCUCUCUGCAGCUAAUGAAGACAGCAGAUGAAGCCCAAAACCUCAUAGAGAUGGUGGCAAACAAUCAAUAUUUCUUUGCUCAUCAAAGACAACGCCAACCAGCCCAGAGAAGGGAUGUGCUGGAGCUUGAAGGUGUUGGCGUUCUCUUGGCACAAAACAAACAAAUGCAUCAACAGCUUCAGCAACAAAUAGAAAUAAUGGCCAAGAAAAUUGAUGGACUGCAAGGUGUUGCAGUAAACACACAACGCCAAUCUCAAACCUCACAUGGGUGGAAUCAAUCUGAAGAAAGUUUUGGGACAUUCAAUUUUCAGCAACAAAGCCCUGAGCAGGAAGCUGCAAGGAAAGAUCAGGCCCUGGCAUUCAAAAACCAAGAGGCCUCAAUCAGAAACCUUGAGAGACACAUGGGGCAAAUGGCGAAGCAAAUUUCAGAAAUGGAUGAGAAGAGAGCAAAUGCCUUCCCCAAUGUCACUGAAGAACACCGAAGAGACAAAGGAAAAGCCACAAAAUGGGAGGAGUGCAAAGCAAUCACAGUGGGAAGUGAGAAGACUAUGAAGAAGGAAGCCAUCAAUCUGGACAAUCACAACAGAGAAGUUCCACAAGAAGAGACAGAGGGAAAAAGUAAAGAGGAUCAAGAAACCAAAAAUGCACAAAUUUCAAAUGGAUACAAGAACACCCUUGAAUCACAACUACAUGAGAAGAGGGAAGGAGUGAAUCCUUGUGUCCCCAAACUUCCAUACCCUCAGAGGUUCAAAAAAGAAAAUAAGGAUAAGCAAUACUCAAAAUUCCUGGACAUAUUCAAAACACUCAGCAUCAAUAUUCCUUUCUUGGAAGCACUUGAACAGAUGCCACUAUAUGCCAAAUUUAUGAAGGAAGUGCUGACAAAGAAAAGAUCCCUGAAGGAAGGACAGAUUGUUGAGAUGACAAAGGAAUGGUUGGUGGUAAAGGCAAAGGCAAAUGAAGCCGCCAUUGCAGAGGUGCGGAGACCACUGGCGAAGAACGACUCAAACCCGAAGACGCAAUUCUUGUAG